Messenger RNA from Linnemannia hyalina, 1428 nucleotides. The record is from the annotation of a GenBank genome assembly. NCBI's taxonomy places the organism in Eukaryota, Fungi, Mortierellomycota, Mortierellomycetes, Mortierellales, Mortierellaceae.
AUGGAGGUCAACAAGGAUGAGGCCCUGCGCUGCCUCGACAUCGCUCGCCGCCAUCUCCUCACAGGAAACUACCCUAGCGCCCGCAAGUUCGGCCAAAAGUCCAUCUCCCUCUUCCCAACAUCCGACGCCCGCGCCUUCAUCUCUCUUGUCGACGCCAAAGAAACCGCCGCCAACAGCAGCAGUAAUGCUUCUCCCUCGACCUCUUCUUCUCCAGGUCGCUCGUUUUCCACUUCUUCGUCCUUCUCUACUCCAAGGACAGGUGGCACAAGUACAGGUGCGGGAACAGGGACAGCAGCAGGAGCAGCACCGACUUUGAACAGAUCAAAAUCGACCCCGAUCCCCGACCACAAGCCUGUCGAGAGGGACUAUACCCCAGAACAGGUGGCUGCUGUGAAGGCCAUUCGCUCUUCUGGAGGAGACUUUUACAAAGUCCUUGGAGUCAAGAAGGAUGCUACUGACAUCGAGAUCAAGAAGGCAUAUCGCAAGUUGGCCCUUCAAAUGCAUCCAGACAAGAACGGCGCCCCAGGAGCAGAUGAGGCCUUCAAAGUUGUAUCAAAGGCAUUCACGGUACUGAGCGACUCUCAGAAGCGAGCCAUUUUUGACCAGCACGGACCAGAGGAUGGCAAGAGCUCAGGAGUCAACUAUGAUCGCCCAAGACCAGCAACCCAGCAAUACUAUUCUCGUGGAGCAGGAGGAGGCUACGGCGAAGAAAUCUCGCCAGAGGAUCUUUUCAACAUGUUUUUUGGUGGAGGAGGGUUUGGAGGAUCAUUCCAAACAGGAGGAUAUGCUGCAAGGACCCGAGCGCAGCAAACACAGCACCAUCAUGCACGACAGGAGCAAUUCCGACGACAACAUCAACAACAACGCCAACAACGUCAAAACAGCCAGGGCAACCAAGACUUUAACGUUGGCAGUCUAAUCCAGCUUCUCCCCCUGAUCCUCUUGAUUGUUGUCUCCAUUUCUUCGGGCCUCUUUGGUUCGAACGAACCAUCAUCGACUGGAUCCAACUCUGUCUUGAGCGACUUUUCGUUGCGGCCGCGGGAACAGUACACGACGGCUCGACACACGACCCAAAGAAAUGUACCCUACUAUGUCAACGAUAUCCGGUUUAUGAACACCUAUUUCCCUGGACAGCAGUUUGAGUUCAAGUCCUCGUCCGCCAAACAGAUGAAUGUUAAGCCCGACCAGAUCACACUCCAGGGCCGUAAGGUCGGUCGACUGUUUCAACGGAUGGAAGAGCAUGUCGAGAGCGCCUAUCUGAGAGAGAUGCAGGACCGGUGUCGGGCCGAGAGGAGAAAGAAGGAGAUUGCAAGGAACAAGGCAAUGGGAUUCUGGGGGGCCGACCAAAAGCUGUGGCAGGAGGCCCAAAGGAUGACGACCCCUAGCUGUGACAUUGUCAAGGAAAAGUUCUCAAAGUUAGUUCUCUAA